Messenger RNA from Pocillopora meandrina, 348 nucleotides. Lineage: Eukaryota; Metazoa; Cnidaria; Anthozoa; Scleractinia; Pocilloporidae. The record is from the annotation of a GenBank genome assembly.
AUGAGUUACCUGUACCAAUCGAGAAAUCGUCUAUGGGAGAGCCAACCACCGAGGAUCAACCAGUCGAUGACCUUUGAAGUCGUCGAGGGAGCAUUUAAGAGAGGCCAGCAGAAACUGUUCGACAGCCGCGGCUACUUGUAUUGUGUUAAACGGCGGAGGAAUGCGAUCACAUACCGGCACUGUAGCUUCCAUGGCAAGUCCAACCACUGUCCGGCGUCAGUGAUUCAGCAUCCUGAGGGCUCUACCGUUGGAGUCGAACACAACCAUGCGGGAGAAGUUGGGCUCCCAGAGACUGCUAAAUUGACUGCCGCCAUCAAGAGAAAAGCCACCUGGAGCAGGUACCGCUGA